This is a messenger RNA of Eutrema salsugineum, 1491 nucleotides long. Its product is annotated as general transcription factor IIE subunit 1. Gene Ontology annotation, biological process: transcription open complex formation at RNA polymerase II promoter; transcription initiation at RNA polymerase II promoter. Bases 70 to 1491 code for a protein of 473 amino acids. The transcript is spliced from 9 exons. The record is from RefSeq and is a predicted model, not a curated record. Gene Ontology annotation, cellular component: transcription factor TFIIE complex. NCBI's taxonomy places the organism in Eukaryota, Viridiplantae, Streptophyta, Magnoliopsida, Brassicales, Brassicaceae.
GUUUGUAUCAAACAUAAACCUAAUUAAUACUGGCCUCCUCAACUGGUAAAUGCAAGUAUCUGGUUUGCUAUGACCAUGGAUAUAUCAGUCCCGGUGCAGAGAACCGUUGUGCUCAAGCUAUUUACCAGGUUGGUGAGGCUUGUAGCAAGGGUUUCCUAUGAUCAGUAUACCACGAGAAGAGAUGAUCAGCCGAUAUCUGCAAGAACUGACGACAGAGGGAUUGCCGUUGUGGUGCUGGACUCGCUUACGAGGCGGCAAUGGGUUAGAGAAGAAGAUUUGGCAAAAGACUUGAGGAUAAAUGCCAAGCUACUCCGGAAAAUAUUAAGACACUUUGAAGAACAAAAAUUGGUCAAGCGUCACCACCGGAAAGAGGUAUGUAAGAAUGCAAAGAUAUAUAGUGGUGCAGUGGCUGCUACAACUGAUGGCCGAGCAGAGGACAAAGUUAAGCUCCAAACGUACUCAUACUGCUGUCUUGAUUAUCAACAGAUAUAUGAUAUUGUUCGGUGUAAGCUGUGCCGGAUUAAAAAAAAACUCAAAGAUGAACAAGAAGAUAAGAAUACUGUUCAAGAGUAUGGCUGUCCUAAAUGCCAAAGGAAAUAUAAUGCACUGGAUGCCCUGAGAUUACUUUCUAUGGAAGACGAUUCUUUUCAUUGUGAGAAAUGCAAUGGUGAACUUGUUGUGGAAUGUAAAAAGCUAACUUCCAAAGAUGUAGUAAAUGGAGAUGGCUAUGCAAAGAAACUUCAGAUGGUGGAGGUCUUUAUGAUAUUGAUUGGAAAUAAAGUGCAGGAUCUGAUGGGUCAAAUACAUAAAGUAGAAGACCUACCGUUUCCUGACUAUGAAUCUUAUCCGGAAUGGGAGGCUCGUGCGGCUAGGGCUGCUCAUGAAAAUGGUGGUCUGAACCCUAACGAUCCUUCGAGGUCACAGGGUGGGUAUGGUUCAACAUCGAUGCAAUUUCUCGGAGAGACAAAGGUUGAGGUUAACCUUGGUGAAGGAAAAGAAGAUGUUAAAUCUGAAGGUGGAGAUUCUAGUCAGAAAGUUUUCCCUUCAUGGAUGAUCAAAGAAGGAAUGAAUCUGACGGAUGAACAAAGAGGAGAGAUGAGACAUGAAGCAAACACUGAUGAUGGUGUCUCUGGAGGAUCAGUCAAAAUUUCAGAUGAAUCAGCCAUGGGAAAUGGCGAUGAUAAGGAUCUGAAGGAUGAAUAUAUCAAAGCUUACUACGCCGCUCUACUGAAGCAGCAAGAGGUAGCUGAAAAGCUGAAUCAGCAAGAAUCUGCAGGGGUAUUAACCACUCCUGACAUUGAGUUGGCUUCUACAACAUCCUCAGAUCGUCAGGUUGGUAUGAAGUCCAAACGUGAAGAGGAAGAUGAAGAAGAUGUGGAAUGGGAAGAAGAGGCUCCUGUUGCAGCAAAUGGAGACUACAAGGUGGACUUAAAUGUGCAAGCAGAUGAUGAAAAAGAAGAAGAAGACGACGUCGAGUGGGAAGAAGGGUGA